AUGGCGGCCAUGGAUUUCAGUAAAUUGAUCCAACUCUCUCUCUUCUUCUCGCUUCUUCUUCUCCUCUCUUUCCACUUUAAAUUCGCAGAAUCCUCCGUCCACAUCUACCCUUCCCAGCCUUUCCACGAUGUCGGCAAUUCAUUCCUCCUCUACGGCGGCAGCGAAGGCAUCUUCGCCUCUUCCCGAUCUUUCAUCAGGUUCGAGAACAUCACUCUCUGGAGGACAAACGAUGCAUUAUUCAAAAGUCGCUAUAACGGGUUAGUUCAAGCAGUGAUCUUUGAGGCCUCAGAUCGUAACAACAUCGGUGGUUCAGCUUACGGCGGCCAGAGAUCUAUCUGCUGCACUCCAGAUCUGGCCAAGCUCCAAGGCUGUAAGCAAGGUGAGAUCAUUAGGAUCCCAUCUUCACACGACCCUAAAUGGCCUCUCCUCUUACGCAUCCGCUUCAAAGGAAAACGCUCCUUCGCCAAGAUGGAAGACACUGAGGUUCUCAUCAGGAAGACCGGAAUCUACAACCUCUUGUUUAUCUCGUGUGAUCCGAAGCUGAAAGGGCUUCAAAUGACUGGAAAGACCGUUUGGAAAAACCCAGAGGGAUAUCUUCCUGGUAGGAUGGCUCCACUGAUGAAGUUCUAUGUGUACAUGUCUUUCGCGUAUUUGUUGCUCAGUGCCGUUUGGUUCGUCCAGUAUUUGAGGUUUUGGAAAGAUAUAUUGCCACUUCAACAUUGCAUAACAGUGGUUAUUGUUCUUGGAUUGCUUGAGAUGGUGUUUUGGUACUUGGAUUAUGCGAAUUUCAACAACACUGGGACGAGGCCCUUGGCUCUUACUACAUGGGUUGUUACAGUUGGUGCUUUCAGGAAAACUGUUUCACGCAUUCUCAUACUCUGUGUUUCCAUGGGGUUUGGGGUUGUCAAGUCCACUCUUGGUGGUCUCACUUCUAAAGUGCUUCUCGUUGGAGUUACUUACUUUGUAGCUUCUGAGAUGCUUGAUAUAGCUGAGAAUGUUGGUAUAAUUGACGAUAUUUCUGGAAGGGCGAAACUUUUUCUUGUCUUGCCGGACGCUUUCCUGGAUGCAUUUCUCAUUUUGUGGAUAUUUGCUUCUCUUUCGAAAACACUAGAACAGUUACAGAUGAAGAGGACCUCAGUGAAGUUGGAUAUUUACCGGAAGUUCUCAAAUGCUCUUGCUGUUAUGGUUGUUGCCUCUGUUGCUUGGAUAGUGUAUGAGGUGUAUUUCAAAGCAACAGAUCCAUUCAAUGAACGAUGGCAGACUGCUUGGACUAUAACUGCCUUCUGGGAUGUUAUUGCCUUCGUGUUGCUUUGUAUUAUUUGCUAUCUCUGGACCCCGUCGCAGAACUCUCAAAGAUAUGCGUAUUCGGGAGAAGUGGAUGAAGAAAACGAGGAAGUUCAAUCUUUGACAGGGGGGAAGCAAGAUGGUGAUAUCAGCUUAGUUAAGCUAGAGAAGAAUGGUGACUCGGACAGCGAAGAAGAUGUUGAAGAAGAUAAGAGGGAGUGA
Microthlaspi erraticum is the source of this 1506-nucleotide messenger RNA. The record is from the annotation of a GenBank genome assembly. NCBI's taxonomy places the organism in Eukaryota, Viridiplantae, Streptophyta, Magnoliopsida, Brassicales, Brassicaceae.